AGACUCAAGUCACAGAGGAAAAUGAAGAGCCUCUACCUGGCUGCCGGUGGGACCCUGGUCACGCUGGGGAGCCUCAGCAUCUUCUCUGGGAUCCUUGCUUUCUUCCCUGUCUUUUCCGGCAAGCUCUGGUACACGGGAUGGAGCGUUUGGAUCGCCUGUCCCAUCUGGAACGGGGCUUUGGCCAUUACAGCUGGGGUGCUUGUACUGCUCGCUCACAAAGAGCGGACCCAGAGAUACUUGUGGGAAGCUGUUUUCACCUUCGUACUUCUGAGCAUGAUGGGAUGUCCACUUCACUUUGCAAUAGCCUUGGAAUCGGCCUUCCUCGGCCCAUACUGCUUCUACUCCUUUUCAGGGGUUGCGGGAACCAAUUACCUUGGUUACGCAGUUACCUUUCCUUUCCCGUACACGAAGUUCCCGUCAGUCUGUGUGGAACCGCUCCACUAUGAAGAGUUUCACCUGGCACUUCAGGCCCUGGACCUGUGCCUGAGCUUCCUCCUGUUCUGCGCGUCCUUGGCAGUGUUCAUCAAGCUCUCGGCAAGACUGUUGCAGAACGGAACCGUGAAUGUGAGUUUCAACAAAGGGAGGUGGGGCUUGCUCAGUCCUGAGUGGUGGGCGGGGCUUGCUCAGUCCUGA
Messenger RNA from Acomys russatus (golden spiny mouse), 633 nucleotides. It is a transcript of the gene Tmem212, whose product is annotated as transmembrane protein 212. Lineage: Eukaryota; Metazoa; Chordata; Mammalia; Rodentia; Muridae. The transcript is spliced from 3 exons. Bases 22 to 633 code for a protein of 203 amino acids. The record is from RefSeq and is a predicted model, not a curated record.